Molecule: messenger RNA, 1263 nt
Organism: Miscanthus lutarioriparius
Lineage: Eukaryota; Viridiplantae; Streptophyta; Magnoliopsida; Poales; Poaceae
Source: the annotation of a GenBank genome assembly
AUGGCCGCCUCCAUCGCGGCCUCGUCCCUCUUUCCAGGGUCGCCGGCGCCGGCACCGGCCGCUCCUAAGAACGUCCUUGGGGAGCGCCCGGAGAGCCUGGACGUCCGCGGCGUGGCGGCGAAGCCGGGAGCCUCGUCCAAUGCCGUGAGGGCGGGCAAGACGCGCGCCCACGCUGCCGUCCCCAAGGUGAACGGUGGGGGCAAGUCUGCGGUGGCGGAUGGGGAGCACGAGACCGUACCUUCCUCGGUGCCGAAGACUUUCUACAACCAGCUUCCCGACUGGAGCAUGCUCCUUGCGGCCAUCACUACCAUCUUCUUGGCCGCCGAGAAGCAGUGGACGAUGCUUGACUGGAAGCCCAGGCGGCCUGACAUGCUCACUGACACCUUUGGGUUUGGCCGGAUCAUACAUGAUGGGCUCAUGUUCAGGCAGAACUUCUCCAUUAGGUCCUAUGAGAUAGGGGCGGAUAGGACGGCAUCUAUAGAGACACUGAUGAACCAUUUGCAGGAAACGGCACUUAAUCAUGUGAAGACCGCUGGGCUGCUAGGUGAUGGAUUUGGCUCCACACCAGAGAUGAGUAAAAGAAACUUGUUCUGGGUGGUUAGCCAAAUGCAGGCCAUCGUCGAGCUUUAUCCAUGCUGGGGUGAUACUGUUGAAGUAGAUACAUGGGUUAGUGCUAAUGGUAAAAAUGGAAUGCGUAGGGAUUGGCAUAUACGUGAUUCUAUAACAGGCCACACGAUACUGAAGGCAACAAGUAAAUGGGUUAUGAUGAACAAACUUACUAGGAAGCUUGCAAGAAUUCCAGAUGAAGUGCGGACUGAAAUAGAGCCAUACUUUUUUGAGCGUUCUGCUAUUGUUGAUGAAGACAACCGCAAGCUUCCAAAACUGCCAGAUGGUCAAAGCACUUCUGUAGCUAAAUAUGUGAGGACAGGGCUGACUCCUCGGUGGGCUGAUCUUGAUAUAAAUCAGCAUGUCAAUAAUGUUAAAUACAUUGCGUGGAUUCUUGAGAGUGCACCGAUCUCUAUUCUUGAGAAUCAUGAACUGGCGAGUAUUGUGCUGGAUUACAAAAGGGAGUGUGGCCGGGAUAGUGUGCUGCAGUCACACACCUCUGUGCACACGGAUUGCAACAGUGAGUCUGGAGAGACAACCUUGCACUGUGAGCAUGUGCUGAGCCUUGAAUCAGGUCCGACCAUGGUGAAGGCCCGGACCAUGUGGAGGCCUAAGCGAACCAAGGCCCAAGAAACAGUGGUUCCAUCUUCAUUUUGA